AUGUCCUCUCCCAGCGAGGGGGACCCCUCCAACGGAAAUCUGUCGCCGGACGACUCCAUGACUUUUUCAGCUGUCGCAGACCAGCAGGGAAACGAUAGCGACGUCUCCCAAGGUCUGAAUGCCACCAAUAGCCCUCCUGACCACCCAUCUCCCUCCGAUCCCGAAGCUUCAAACGAUGAGGCUACGAACCAUGCAGACGCCGACCAUGCCAUGUCAGAAAGCGAAGAAUCCAGCCAUGGCAAUGAUGAGGAAGACGACAAUGAAGACGAGGACGACGUCACAGCUGGCCGAGCCAGUUCAUCAGAAUCAGCUCGAGCAGCCAAGCGAAAAGCUCCCGUGGAAGAUGAAUAUAUGAAGGCCAAUCCAGAGCUUUAUGGUCUUCGGAGAAGUACUCGACCACGAGAGCAACGCAAAAUAAUCGAAUCGGAAUCAGAAUCAGAUGUUGCGCCAGCCAGUCGUCGCCAGAAUAAACGCCGGCGCGUUGGAAGUUCCCACGCAUCCUCAAAAAGGGGAACGCCCGUAUUGCAACCUUCAACCAACGAUUCCGACUCAGAUUCUUCUACAUAUGGUGGAGCUCGCGCAAAGAGCCAACAGAAAAAGGCCAGGCAACAGCGUGAGAUGCAGCCCGCCUUGGCCCUUGCCGAGAAGCGGUGGUCAAACCGCCGUGCGGCGCAACAGGUGCAAGAGGGUGCAUACGAAGAGAGCGAUGUCGACGAAGAAGAUGAAGAAGAUGCGGAACUUGCUGCGUCUUACUACGUCGAUGACUAUGUCGACAACUCCCCCUACAUCGAAAAAGUUGUCAAGCACAGGCUCAGAGAUGGCCACGAGCUUACCUACGAUUCCACCCGCAGCGACUUUGAGUACUUCAUCAAGUGGCAAGGAAAAUCCCACUUGCAUGAUACCUGGGAGCUGCUUGAUUCUCUACGCAGUGUCCGCGGCUUUCGCAAGGUCGAAAACUACUUUAGAAAGUUUGUUGACCAGGAGCUUGACAUUCGAUUUGGAGAUGAUAUUCCCCCGGAGACAAAAGAGCAGUUUUUCCUCGAUCGCGAUCGAGACGAGGAAGCUCUCGAAGACUACACUAAGGUCGAACGCGUCGUCGCCGUUCGGGAUGGCGAUGAGGGCGAUGAGUACUACGUCAAGUGGAAAGGACUUACCUACGAAGAAUGCACGUGGGAGGCGGCAUCAGACAUCAGCACCCUGUUCCAAGACAAAAUCGACCAGUACAUAGACCGAACUUCAAGGUCAUGGCUGUCCGACCGAAAGGAGACGAGCCUAGACACGCGAUCCAAGAUGACCAAGCUGGAGAAGCAGCCUGACUUUAUUGUCGGCGGCGAGCUUCGAGAAUUUCAGUUGAAGGGACUCAACUUUCUGUGCCUCAACUGGACCCGCGGGAACAAUGUCAUCCUUGCUGACGAAAUGGGCCUGGGCAAGACGGUCCAGACAGUGUCGUUCCUCAGCUGGUUGCGCAAUGCUAGGCGGCAGGAAGGGCCCUCCCUUGUCGUCGCUCCGCUCAGCGUCAUCCCUGCUUGGUGCGACACAUUUAACAAUUGGUCACCAGAUAUCAACUACGUGGUGUAUCUUGGACCAGAGGAUGCUCGAAACAUCAUCCGCGAGAACGAGCUAAUCAUCAAUGGCAAUCCCAAGAAGCCAAAGUUCAACGUCUUGGUCACUUCUUACGAGUUCAUUCUGCAGGACUGGCAAUUCCUACAGUCUAUCAAGUGGCAAGUUUUGGCCGUCGAUGAGGCGCACCGCCUCAAGAAUGCCGAAUCCCAGCUAUACCAGCGCCUGGUGGGCUUUGGUAUCCCCUGCAAGAUCCUCAUCACCGGAACUCCUAUCCAGAAUAACUUGGCCGAGCUGUCUGCCCUUCUCGACUUUUUGAACCCCGGAAAAGUGACCAUUGACGAGGACCUGGACUCGCUCUCCGCUGCCGACGCCCAAGAAAAACUGCAAGACCUUCACCGGUCCAUUGCUCCGUAUAUCCUAAGACGCACAAAGGAAACGGUCGAGUCUGACUUGCCACCCAAGACGGAAAAGAUUAUUCGCGUUGAGCUUUCAGAUGUGCAACUGGACUACUACAAGAACAUUCUCACGAGAAAUUACGCGGCCCUGUGUGAUGCUACAAACGGACACAAGAACUCCCUUCUCAACAUCAUGAUGGAGUUGAAGAAAGUCAGUAACCACCCUUACAUGUUUCCCGGAGCAGAGGAGAGGGUUUUGGCUGGCAGCACACGUCGCGAGGAUCAAAUCAAGGGCUUGAUUGCAAGCAGUGGCAAAAUGAUGUUGAUCGACCAGCUGCUGUCCAAGCUGAAGAAGGACGGACACAGGGUUUUGAUCUUCAGCCAGAUGGUUAGGAUGCUGGACAUUCUCGGUGAUUACCUCUCCCUCAGAGGCUACAAGUUCCAGCGACUUGAUGGCACCAUUGCAGCGGGCCCGCGACGCAUGGCCAUCAAUCACUUCAACGCCGAGGACAGCGAAGAUUUUUGCUUCCUGCUUUCCACUCGUGCGGGUGGUCUCGGCAUUAACCUGAUGACCGCAGACACUGUCAUCAUUUUUGAUUCUGACUGGAAUCCCCAAGCAGAUUUGCAGGCCAUGGCUCGUGCUCACCGUAUCGGACAGAAGCGACCGGUCAACAUUUACCGACUUGUAUCGAAAGAAACGGUAGAGGAAGAGGUUUUGGAACGCGCCCGCAACAAGCUUCUUCUAGAAUAUCUGACCAUUCAGGCUGGCGUCACUGAUGAUGGAAAAGCCAAGUUCAAAGAGGAGCUCAACAAGAAGGGCAUCAAGAUCGACGGCCCUUCCACUUCAGAGGACAUCCAGAUGGUCCUGAAAAUGCGAUCGUCCAAGAUGUUUGAGCAGAGCGGCAACCAACAGCGAUUGGAGCAGCUCGACAUUGAUUCUAUCCUGGAAAAUGCUGAAAUUACAAAGACCAAGGUUGACGACAAGAUCAACCUGAGCAGUGGCGGUAUCGACUGGGAUAAUUUUAUGCAAAUUACCGAUGUCAAAGUAGAUGAUAUCAACCUCGACUGGGACCAGAUUAUCCCAGCAGAAAAACUCGCCGAGAUCAAGGCGGAAGAAGAGAAGAAGCAACAUGACGACUACCUCGCAAAGGUUGCAGCUGAGAGUGCGCCGCGAAGGGCGGCUGUCAAGAGCCGCAACAAGGAUGUGGAGCGCGCAGACCGCUUGAAGAAGCGCCAGAGAGAGCAGCAGCAAGAAGAGGAAGAGCAGCGCGCCUACUUGGCGGAUCCCAAACGCCCCUUGAACGAUAAGGAGCAGCGAAAUCUGAUCAAGGCCUACUUCCGAUUUGGAUCCAUGGAGGAUCGCAGCGCCGAUAUCAUCCAGGAGGCCAAGCUUGGAGAGAGAGACCCCGACUUUGUCAAAUCAGUCUUGGACGAUUUUAUCAAAGCUGCCCAGCAAGCCGUGGACGACAACAGCGCCAAGCUUGCCGAGGAAGAAAAGAAGAUGGGCAAGACAUUGACAAAGAAGGACAAGAAGGCUGUGCUGAUCGAUUUCGGCGAGCUGAAAAAGGUCAAUGCUGAGACUGCCAUCGAACGGCCUAAGCAGCUGCAACUUCUUCGCCAGGUGAUUCGCGGCCAUUCAGACUGGAAAAAUUUCCGGGUGCCGGACGCCACCAAGGCGGCCAACUACAGCUGCCCCUGGGGAGCCAAAGAGGAUGCCAUGCUCCUUGUCGGCAUUGACAAGCACGGGUUUGGCGCGUGGGCUCAGAUACGCGACGAUUCGGACUUGGAGAUGCAAGAGAAGCUCUUCUUGGAAGAGCAUCGGGUGGGCAAAAAGGAGGAGAGAUCCAAAGGCAAUGACAAGCUCAAAGCCCCUGGCGCUGUUCAUCUCGUACGCAGGUCAGAGUAUCUCCUUUCCGUGCUGCAAUCAAAGCACUCGAAUGAUCGACCUGAUUUCAAGCGCAAGCAUCCCUCUCACGACGAUGCCCGUAGUCCCAAACAUCGGCGCUCUGAGGACCCUCGCCGGUCUAGCAAGGCUGGUGAUGAAUAUCGCGACGGCCGCAUAGAGAAACGACGCCAUCGCGAAGAUGACGACCGCCGCCAUGACAGAUUUCGGCGUGAGGAGUAUCGCCGCGACGAUUAUCGCCGUGAUGACCGCCGAGACGACCGCCGAGAUGAUUACCGCAGGGAUGAUCGUCGGGACGACCGUCGGGACCGGGACCGGGAUCGAGAACGCGAACGCGAACGAGAUCGUGAUCGCGAUCACCAUCGUGACCGCGACCGCGACCAUAACCGCGACCAUAACCGCGACCGAGACCGGGACCAUCACCGAGAUCACCGAGACCGUGAUCAUGCAACCCGACAUCUGGAUGAACGCAGAGUCAAGGCACUCCGAAGGCUGGAUGAGCUACGGCGCAUUGGCGAUGACAAAGACCAACGGGCCAAGGACAACGACGCCAUGAUUUGGUUCCUCUUGAAGCCGGUGAGAGAUAACUUUGAGAAAAUUCUUUCAACCACCAAGGACAGCGUCAAGUCCAGUAAGGAGCGCGCAGCCAUUUUUGGAGCCGAGCUGGUGGCCAUUGGGUCGUUUCUCGACGAGAAGCUGCCGGCAACGGUAGCAGACGAUGGUCUCAAAAAUAACUUCUGGGACUUUCUGGCGGCUCUUUGGCCCGUCGACGAUACCAGCAAGAGCGUUACAGGUGACCGACUGAGCUCAAUGUAUCGUACGCUCCAUGCUCGCAACAAGUCGAAGAGUUCUGAGCCCAGUGCUGCAAAACUCAACGGCACACACGCUGUUCGGUGA
Messenger RNA from Trichoderma breve, 4758 nucleotides. RefSeq names its product chromo (CHRromatin organization MOdifier) domain-containing protein. Gene Ontology annotation, biological process: nucleosome organization; regulation of transcription by RNA polymerase II. The record is from RefSeq and is a predicted model, not a curated record. NCBI's taxonomy places the organism in Eukaryota, Fungi, Ascomycota, Sordariomycetes, Hypocreales, Hypocreaceae. Bases 1 to 4758 code for a protein of 1585 amino acids. The transcript is spliced from 7 exons. Gene Ontology annotation, molecular function: histone binding; ATP-dependent chromatin remodeler activity; ATP binding. Gene Ontology annotation, cellular component: chromatin; nucleus.